Molecule: messenger RNA, 4470 nt
Organism: Nycticebus coucang (slow loris)
Lineage: Eukaryota; Metazoa; Chordata; Mammalia; Primates; Lorisidae
Gene: PYROXD2
Product: pyridine nucleotide-disulphide oxidoreductase domain 2
Exons: 15
Coding region: 1783-3426 (547 amino acids)
Molecular function (GO): oxidoreductase activity
Source: RefSeq, a predicted model, not a curated record
GAUAUCAGCACCCACUGCAGCAAAGGAACAGACCCCACCUUCUGUGUUUUCAGUCGAAACUGAGCUGAAAUUCAUGCAAGGAAAACUUGUAUUUCCCUUGCAGGAAACAGCUUGGGGAGAACAGAGGUGCUGAGGUAGCUGGAACCACACCUUGGGCUGAAAUCCUUAGAAGGCAACCUCAAGGAGAUGUCCCUGAGAGGUCCAUAUCUGUGUUCCUCCUUAAUAUCAGGAUUUUAUGGAUGGAAAUUAAGAAAAAUGUUGCCUGUGGAAAAUACAGAAGAGCAGAAAGGAAAAAGGCCAAACCUGGAAGCCCACCACUGUUUAGGACACCCACUUUUGUCACCUCAUAUUUUCCCUUAAUUUUUAGCAGCUGCAUGAUGUGAUAUGUAUAGUUCAACCAAUCUCCCUGAUUUUUCUAUAUGAUAUGGGGGUUAUUACGAAAGUUUUGAGAUACGUGAAAAUCAAGAAACGUGGAAUCCGUGCAGACGGAAAGGAAGCCCUCCGAGCAAGGUGAAACUUGCACGGAUAAAUUGGAAAGGACUCUGUUCACUGCAUUUCUUGGAAGUAGAACAAUGGACCGUAACACAGUCUGCAUCAAAACUUUCAUAGUGAGCUACGUAAAUACUGGUGUGACAAACGUCCUGAAUCAGAUUUAGCAGGCAGAGUCCCAUGUGGCAUAAACCUUCCCGGCUGUGUGGAGAGUUGAGAGCAGAGGGGUGCACAGCCCUCUUACUCAGAAUCUUCUUUCUACAUACUCGCCCAAUUUUGAGAUGCAUUUCUUAUAGCAGGUUUCUGUAACACUGACAGAUGUCAGAGCAGUGCAGAAAUCCUUAACUCCAGGGGUGCAAUUUUUCCCUGCAAGGGGAAAGGUCUGCUCACUAAUGGGCACAGAACAAAGGGGCUCCUAAUUCAAGACAGGCCAAAGGGAGAGUAAGAAAGCAUUUUAGCUGAAGGUAUUUACAGAUGUGAUCUCUGGUCCUCGAGGACUCUUGGAAAAUGGGAAAGGUGCCAAAAGACAGCCAGGAAAUGUCCAGGCCUGCAAAACAAAAAGGCAGAUCCCAAGAAUUCCAGGCAGUGAACUUGCCCCCUGAGACCUGAGAUUCUGCAGCAGCCUAUUAAGUGGAUGUGUUUAUGCAUCUGGGAGAAAACCCCAGCACCCCACCCCACCUCCAACAAGAUAGGGCCACCUCUGCCGUGCUGCUGAAGGGUCUGGGUGUGGUGGUGGUGCUCUGAAGGGUUUGGCGGGCAUGGCUCCUGGAGAUGUCUGCGGGUACAGGGCAGUCACCACCCUUAGGACUGUGUCAGACUCACCACCCUACCCAGCCGGGAGGUUGUGGAAUCAAGCAGAGUCUGGCAGGAGAGUCUCUGUUCUGCUUGUUAGGACUUUGCAUUCCUUGGUGAGAAGUGAUACAGGGGAGGAGGGGGACCUUUGAAACAUUGUUCUGGCUUUAGUCCCUGCUCUCUGCCCUCCUGAGCCUUAGCACCCUCAUCUGUAACAAGAAGUCCUGUGUCCAGCACAGCACCUGCCUGGCCCACAGGAACCCUAGUGAACUAUCAGUUUGGUCUUUACUCUCCAGUGUCCUGGAGUUGGCAACCCCUUCCCUCCACUGCCCUGUACAGAUCCAGCAGGGAGGAGCUUGGCCCAAGGCUAAGAACUUAGCAGCUGGACUGCAGCCCCUCCUCUGGCCUCACUUUCUCCUGGCUCCUCCCCCUGCCUGGGAGGGCACAAAAAGCUGAUUGUGAGCAAAUUCUUGGCCUAGCUCUGCCCAGCCUGGGGCAGAAAUGGCUGCCUGUGGCAGAGGUCUCUGCAGGGCAGUGGGCGCCUCUCCCCGCCCUGCUUGGAGACAAGCUCACUGGGAAGCCAGGGGCGACCUGAAGCCCGAGUAUGACGCAGUGGUCAUAGGAGCAGGACACAAUGGGCUGGUGGCUGCAGCGUACCUGCAGAGACUGGGGGUGAGCACAGCAGUCUUCGAGAGGCGCCAUGUGAUCGGGGGUGCAGCUGUCACUGAGGAGAUCAUCCCAGGGUUUAAGUUCUCCCGAGCGUCCUACCUCCUCAGCCUGCUGAGGCCGCAGAUUUACACGGACCUAGAGCUGAAGAAACACGGGCUGAGGCUUCAUCUUCGAAACCCCUACUCCUUCAGCCCUAUGCUGGAGGAGGGCACAGGGAGCAAGGCACCUCGCUCCCUUCUGCUGGGUGCAGACAUGGCGGAGAACCAGAAGCAGAUCGCCCAGUUCUCACGGAAGGAUGCCCAGGCCUUUCCCAGAUACGAGGAGUUCAUGAAUUGCUUGGCAUCAGCCAUUGAUCCUCUGUUGGAUGUGGCCCCCGUGGACCUGGCGGCCUUCCAGCGUGGCCCCCUGCUGCAGAGGGUCAGGUCGCUUGCCACUCUCAAACCGCUGCUGCAGGCAGGCCGCAUCCUGGGGUCCCAGUUUCCCCUCUAUUAUGAGGUCCUCACGGCCCCCAUUGCCAAGGUGCUGGAUCAGUGGUUCGAAUCAGAGCCUCUAAAAGCCACUCUAGCAACAGAUGCUGUGAUUGGGGCCAUGGCGAGUCCCCACACUCAGGGGAGCGGGUAUGUGCUGCUGCAUCACGUGAUGGGGGGCCUAGAAGGGAUGCGGGGGGCCUGGGGCUAUGUCCAGGGGGGCAUGGGUGCCCUUUCCAAUGCCAUCGCCAGUUCUGCUACCACACACGGAGCAAACAUCUUCACUGAAAAGGCGGUGGCUAAAGUGCAGGUGAGCAGUGAUGGCCAUGUUCAAGGAGUGGUGCUGCGAGACGGCACAGAAGUGAGAAGCAAAGUGGUGCUGUCCAAUGCGUCGCCUCAGGUCACCUUCCUGAAGCUGGCACCGCAGGAGUGGCUUCCUGAGGAGUUUGUGGAAAGAAUCUCUCAGCUGGACACCCAGUCUCCUGUUACCAAGAUCAACGUGGCUGUAGACAGGCUGCCCAACUUCCUGGCAGCCCCCAAUGCCUCUGGGGGGCAGCCACUGCCCCAUCACCAGUGCUCCAUCCAUCUGAACUGUGAAGACACCCUCCUCCUCCAUCAGGCCUUUGAAGACGCCAUGGAUGGCCUGCCUUCCCGCAGGCCUAUGAUUGAGCUGUGUAUCCCCUCCUCGCUGGACCCCACCCUGGCUCCCCCCGGCUGCCACGUCAUCUCCCUCUUCACUCAGUACACGCCCUACACGCUGGCUGGAGGCAAGGUCUGGGACGAGCAGGAGAGAAACGCUUAUGCAGACAAAGUGUUUGACUGCAUUGAGGCCUACGCCCCUGGCUUCAAGGCCUCUGUGGUGGGUAGAGACAUCCUCACGCCACUAGACUUGGAGAGAAUCUUUGGGCUUCCUGGAGGGAGGGAGUGCCUUCCUGGAGACAGCAUGUGCUCAGAUUCCUCUUCAGUUUAUCGACAUCCAGAGACAGGAGGCAGUGGGCGCCGUGCCUAAGGAGCCAUGUCUAACAGCCUCACGUGGCUACUGAGUGCUGAGCAGGUCCUAGGCCAAAGUGAAAUGUGUUGUCAAUGUAGAAUGCACCCAGCCGGCAGAGACAUAGUAUGGAAAAUAUCUUGUUAGUGGUUUUCAUAUUGAUUACAUGUUGAAAUGGUAAUUUUUAAAUAUAUUCGGAUAUUAAAUAAGAUGUAUUACUGACAUUAAUUUCACCAGUCUGCUUCUCCCUUCUGAAUGUGGCUGAAAUUACAUAUGCGGCUCUGCGUCUCACUGGACAUCACUGUCUCACAUGUAGAGCAGCAAAGCCGGGCGGCAGGGGGGAAGGCUCAGGUCGGGGUGGAGGGUGGGGCAGGUGGCUCGAGCAAUCUGGAGGGGCCAUCUGUGAGGGAGCUGAGGGGAGGAAGAGGGUGUCAGCCACUGAGGCACGGAGAUGGGGGAGAGGGACUCAAGGAAAGGCCAUGGGUCAGCUGGGACAAGGUGGGGGCAGGGAGGGACAACCCCAUGACGACAUCCCGCAGACUUUGGUCAUCUUGUCCAGACCUCCCCUCAGGUCUGAUCUUCCUCUCACCCCACGCUGCCUCCCUCUUGUCCUGGGGCUUGUCUGAGCCAGUGGCGCAGACCCUCACAUCUGCCUUUUACUGUGACCUUGCUGGAACUUGGACACCAGGGGUCAGGCCCAGGUGGACACCUUGGCCAAAGAAACACGUUCCAGCAAAGCGUGUGCCAGCAGCCAACACAAGUCAAACUCUUAUUUUUCAUCAGAAUGAGGGAGAUUCACAGUCCACAGAAAACCCUUACAAUCACUUUUUUUUUCCCCAUUCACUUUCCUCAUCCUCUGAAGAUGUGUCCCACCCUUCUUUCUUCCUGAGAAAUGCCCCUGGAAAUCCCCCACCGCAGUCCUAGGACAUGUGUCCAGUCUCUCUCAUCCCCUUACCUUUCCUCGUUUUAAUAACCAAAAAAUACCCUGGAAGGAAAAGAGCUUUCCUUGGAGGGCAGUGGAGGAAACCCAGCCAGGGCAAUGAGGGCUGCAAUGCUCCUGUGUUA